AUGAAUAAUAACAAUAAGAAACCCCAGUCUUAGAAAGAUGUCAGAGCAAAAGUUGAUUCUGGUUUGAAUCGCAAAAAUGAUAUCCAACAAAAAAGGGUUCAAUCUGCAAUCUAAGCUGUAUAUUAUAAUAAUAUUCAGGGUGAUAAAUAAGUUGAUUUGAAUGGAACAUUGUCAGAACAAUUAAAUAAUAUAGUGCAAGAUUAUCUGGUGAGAAGCAGUUGUUUCAAAACGCUGGAGUAAUUUAAGGUAGAAUCUCAAUUUGCAACAGAACAAAGCAAUGAGACAGAAUACAUAAUCUUAAGUCACUUUGACAGAGGAGAGAGAGAUAAGUUUCUGGAAUCAUGGAGUCGAUACAUUCCGAAUCAAUAGAGACAAUAUCAAGACUUUUGGAAGCUCGAGUUUUAUAUUCAAAUUUAUUUUCUUAUCUACCCUAUUCAUCCUGUGUUUAUGAAGAAAGGAGUGAUAGACAAGAAUUCAAUUAAUCAAUUUAAACAAUAUCUCGAUAGCAAAGGAGGAGACUUGUCAAAGACUAACGAAGUCUUGCCCUUUUAUGCAUUGCCAUAUGUCAAAAACCCUGAAUUGCAUCAAACAUUCUAGCAUCUUUUCACUCACGAAUGGAUUGCUGAUUUGAGGUAAAGACUAAAGGAGUUCCUCCAAUCAAUUUUUGGCUAUGAAUAAACUGGUAGUCUAUUAAAAAGAUUGUUUCUGUCCAAGGAAGGAUCUUCAAAUGGCCAAUAACAAGAGUUCCAGAAAAAGAUGACCGACAAUAUCAGAUCAUUGCAAUAAGAAAAUAAUGAAUUGAGAAAAAAGAAUAAUUAAUAAGCCUAAGCAUUACAAGAUAUAAAUUAAACAGCAUAAUAAAAUCUAUUUGAGGCUUAGAGAAAAUGGUUUCAAUUCACAGGAGAUAUGUUGAAAAUGGAGAAGGAAAUGAUCAAAUAUAUUGAAACUAACAAGAAAAAUCCAGAUUAAUUGUAACAAUUUAAAAAGAAAAUUGGGUAAUGUGAUCAAUUCUUAAGUCAGAAUUUAGAUGAACUAAUGAAUAAAUCAUAGGAUAUCUCUCUAUUUGAUAAGGUCACUUAACCUGAUCAUGAUCUCUCAGAUUUAACUAAUUAAUAAUGUAUUUUUAAAUUUAAAGAAUAGAAAUGAUGCCUAUUCAAUAAUCAAUUGAAGAGUAUAUUCCCUUAAAUUAUGAAAAGGUUAUUUAAUUAUUUACCAAGAAUAGUAAUCCAGUGUUAGUUGCAACAGUUCUCUAGGCUUUACGAUGGAGAAUAACAAGAGCAAGAAGUGCUUUAGAAAGAAGGUCAGUAGUUGUUGCAUAUUAAACUCAUGAUCUAAUUGGAGCUCAUCAGAGAAAUAUUGCCUUGGCAUAAUAUUUGAUAAUGAAAUCUGGAUAAAUAAUAUAAUGCUAGGCUUUGAAAUUGAUGAAUGCUUUGGCAUCUGAUUAUGAUGGAAGAACUUACUUGACCAGCAAUCCAUAGUUAAUUAAGCUUUUGAUUGAAUCAAUAAAAAAGGAUUAAACUGAUUCAAUCAAGAGAAAGAAUGCAAUUGGAACUUUAUAAAAGUUGUCACUCAGAAAGUAAUGUCAAAUUUGGAUGCUUGAUAAUGACAUUAUUUAAGUUGCCUUGAACAUUCUUAAAAGAGUAUUAAAUCAUAAUUUAAUUAUAGGAAAAAUUUAAUUUGAGUGAAUACACUUACGAAUAUAUCACUGCUUUGAUAAUGAAUUUGUCAUUGAGUUCAAGAGGCCGAGAUUCCUUAUCAAUUAACAAAGAAUUGGCAUUUGAAGUGCUAUUUGAAUUAAUUGAAUAUCCUAAUGAUCAGAUCAGAACUUUCACCAAUGGAACAUUCUACUCUAUGUUUAGUAGAAGAGAUCUAAGAGAAUAUGCUUAUGAAUUAAAUAUACCAUAAGAGUUACCUAAAUUACUGUCAAUUAGUGAUGAUAGAUUCAAGAAACAAAUACAAUACAUGAUAGAAUAGUUGGAAAGCAAUGAUGAUGAUUACGAUCAAUCGUAAUUGGAGGAAGAUAAUGAUGUUGAUGAUUUAGAAGAUGAUGAAGAAUGUCCAGUUGAUGAUGACGAUGAGGAUGACUUAUAGAACAAUGAUAUGAUUGUAGGUGAAGAAUUAUUAAGAAAUGAAUUUGCUUUGGAUAAUGAAUAAGCAGAACAGCAAAGAUAGUUGAUGGAAUCAAUAAUGCAGAAAGAAUCAUAAUAGAGAAGCGCUUAUUAGGAAUAAUUAAGAGAGUCCUAAUUGGACAAAAUGCCUAUUGGACGUAAUUAGCACAUAUUAUUAUUAGAAGGACCAUUCAUGGCUGACAGUCUACUCCAAAAUGUGAAUAUCAAAAAUAAAGUUACAAAUGGCAAUCCAAAAAAUCCACAGUAAUCAGCUUAAGCAUUUGCAUCCAGACCAAAGCUUUCAAGUACUCCUCCCAUUUAAUAAAAUUAUUGA
Paramecium octaurelia is the source of this 2442-nucleotide messenger RNA. The record is from the annotation of a GenBank genome assembly. NCBI's taxonomy places the organism in Eukaryota, Ciliophora, Oligohymenophorea, Peniculida, Parameciidae.